This is a messenger RNA of Plasmodium relictum, 498 nucleotides long. RefSeq lists its product as hypothetical. NCBI's taxonomy places the organism in Eukaryota, Apicomplexa, Aconoidasida, Haemosporida, Plasmodiidae. Bases 1 to 498 code for a protein of 165 amino acids. The record is from RefSeq and is a predicted model, not a curated record. The transcript is spliced from 2 exons.
AUGCAGGAGUUAAAUUCUACAUCAUCAAAUAUAACUAAUAUCACAAGAAAUAUGGGAAGCAUUCAACAACAUAUGUGUACUGUUACUACACAAGUAUGCAACUUAGCAGAGCAAGUAUGUAAUAGUACAUUACAAAUGUUCAACAAUACAGAUAAUAAUCUAAAUAAUACAAACCAUGCAUACACAACACAAAUGUGUAACAGUACAACACAUUUAUGUAACAAUGCUCUACAAUUAUGCAAUGGCACAAGUGAUUCCACAGUAUAUCAUCACAAAAAAAGUGUAAAUUCAAUGGAAAGACUAGCUCUAGAUUUUUUCAUCAUUUGGCUUAUUAAAUGUAGAUCUCAGAAUGAAUUAACUUCAAGAGUUGCAAAUGGGCAGUAUGAACUAAGAAUAAAAGGGAGUAGCAAUUAUGUUGAUACCUUAAUAAUAGAAGAUGAAGAAACAAAUAACAGUUGGAAUAAUAGAACAAGAUCAAUUAAGCGAAAUCGCAAAUAA